Molecule: messenger RNA, 1813 nt
Organism: Oncorhynchus keta (chum salmon)
Lineage: Eukaryota; Metazoa; Chordata; Actinopteri; Salmoniformes; Salmonidae
Product: forkhead box protein O1-A-like
Exons: 1
Coding region: 367-996 (209 amino acids)
Biological process (GO): regulation of transcription by RNA polymerase II
Cellular component (GO): nucleus
Molecular function (GO): DNA-binding transcription factor activity, RNA polymerase II-specific; RNA polymerase II cis-regulatory region sequence-specific DNA binding
Source: RefSeq, a predicted model, not a curated record
AGAAGAGUAAACGGAACUGCUGCACUGAACAAUAACUGCGACUGGAUUGUAUAAAAACAAAACGUUCACCAAGCUGUUGUUGUUCUAUUCUAACUUUUCUAUACUAUUCGUCAACAAUCAGAAUAUCUACAUGUUUUUGUUUGUUGUCAUCGUCGACUUUAGAUGUAGUUGCUGUCUCCGCCUUGAUUUGUGACUUUAUAUCAAUGUAGUGUUAUCGGACGGACCGAUAUUUUUUGUUCAGGUGGGCGACCACUACCCCCUUUUCGGUUGUUUACUUUCUGGUUGACUUCACAUCACCCGCUGUGUAUGAGUAACUUUGUCUUUACUAAUUCUAUGUGACAUUUUGACGCUAUUCUAGCUACUACUAUGGCCGAGGCAGCCCAACAACCACAACAGGUUGAGAUCGACCCGGAUUUCGAGCCUCUUUCCCGGCCCCGCUCCUGCACAUGGCCCUUGCCACGUCCGGAGUUCAUCACCCCGGGCGACUCCAACACCUCCUCUCCCGCCCCUUCUGUCAAACAAGAACCCAGCAGCAACUCCGACUUCAUCUCCAGCCUCAGUUUAUUAGAAGAGACUGAAGAUUACCCCGAAGAGGAUCAGAAACCCAUCAUCCUCUGCAAUGAUUUCCAAUGUCAAGAAAACUGCAUCCACGACCACCAACAGCAUCAACAGCAGCACCCGGGGAACAGCUCCCAACUCCCGCAUCAACAGGUGCUUCUGCUCUCCUCUCCGGCCGGGUCUGCAUCUUCAGUAGCGGCUGCGGCCGCUGCAGCUGCCCAGAGGAAAAGCAGUUCAUCUCGGCGUAACGCCUGGGGCAAUAUGUCUUAUGCAGACCUCAUAACGAAGGCUAUUGAGAGCACCCCGGACAAGAGACUUACCUUGUCGCAGAUCUAUGACUGGAUGGUGAAGAACGUGCCUUAUUUCAAGGACAAGGGAGAUAGCAACAGCUCUGCUGGAUGGAAGGUAAAGCUUUUCAAUACAGUACAUUACAUCUGAUGAGAUUUGAGUUAUGAUUUAAGAGCUAUACAUUUUGUUUUGAUAAGGAUAUAGAGAAUUGCCUAUAUAUAUAUCAAAGUUGACGCUGGUCAUCAUUUUUAAAAUGAUACUAUUGUAACGACCCUGGGUUUAUAACCACAUAUAUCGACUCUGCGGCUUGAGCAUGCUUUUGCGGGGCAGUCGACAACGCGCUGGACUUCGGGCUAGACGGUCGAGGGUUCAAGACCUGCUCCCUGCCUGUUUCAUUCCAAUAUGAACCCAUGUUAUCACAUGUUAAUAACACACGUAACUAAGUAAGGCCAGGUGAGGGUGACUUGCUGCUUUCCAGAAUAUGUUUAUUGUAGGAUUGGGUAUUAUAGACAUUGUAAAAGUGCUAUCUCUUGAGGUUCAGUUGUUAAUUUCUAUCCUAAUAGCAUCAUGCUACGUAUCAGAGGAGACAUGAUGUUCUGGUCUUGUGCACCCAAAUCAAUCAGUCACUUUAUGUCCAUUCAUUGUGUGUCCUGUAGAAACCUUUGGCUACCAAUUGUAACCCAGUCAGCACAUGGCCACACACACACACACACACGCACACACACACACACACACACACACACACACACACACACACACACACACACACACACACACACACACACACACACACACACACACACACACACACACACACACACACACACACACACACACACACACACACACACACACGGCCUCAACAGGAUUCUUGUCCAACUCCGGCUGCCUCCUCCUAAUACCCUCCUCCUCUCCCCUCCCAGUAAUGCUAAUAUCCAAAUAAGUUAACAUACUGCACUAUAGCUAU